Tripterygium wilfordii is the source of this 1151-nucleotide messenger RNA. RefSeq names its product ER lumen protein-retaining receptor A-like. Lineage: Eukaryota; Viridiplantae; Streptophyta; Magnoliopsida; Celastrales; Celastraceae. Bases 152 to 799 code for a protein of 215 amino acids. The transcript has 6 exons. The record is from RefSeq and is a predicted model, not a curated record. Gene Ontology annotation, molecular function: ER lumen protein retrieval receptor activity. Gene Ontology annotation, biological process: endoplasmic reticulum to Golgi vesicle-mediated transport; protein retention in ER lumen. Gene Ontology annotation, cellular component: membrane; cis-Golgi network; endoplasmic reticulum.
AUCUUCUUCUCCCUUCCUCCACACUGCUCGGUUAGCAAAAAUACGACCAGUACCAAACUCUUUUCUCCAUUCAAUUCCAAUUUUCUCUCUGAAAUCUAGGGCGCAAAAUUUACGCCAGAAAUCUAUCUACCAUUAUCGAAUCACUACAACAAUGAAUAUCUUCAGAUUCGCCGGCGAUAUGACUCACUUGAUUAGUAUAUUGGUUCUCCUCCUCAAAAUCUACGCCACCAAGUCGUGCUCAGGGAUCUCACUUAAAACUCAGGAGCUGUAUGCACUGGUGUUUUUGACUCGGUACCUGGAUCUAUUCACGAGCUAUAUCUCCCUAUACAACACUUUGAUGAAGUUGGUCUUCAUUGGCAGCUCUCUGGCCAUUGUAUGGUGCAUGCGGAUGCAUCCUGCUGUUAAGCGCUCUUAUGCUAAAGAGGUUGACACUUUCCGCCAUUACUAUCUUGUCUUGGCAUGCUAUGUGUUGGCACUUCUUGUGAAUGAGCAGUUCACAUUUCGAGAGGUAUGCUGGGCAUUUUCAAUAUACUUGGAGGCAGUGGCGAUUCUUCCGCAAUUAGUUUUGCUUCAAAGAAGUGGAAAUGUGGACAAUUUGACAGGGCAAUAUGUUUUAUUUCUUGGGGCCUAUCGUGCUUUCUACAUCCUUAAUUGGAUCUAUCGCUACUUCAUGGAACCGUAUUUUACCCGAUGGAUAGGUUGCGUCGCUGGCGUUGUCCAGACAGCGCUAUAUGCAGAUUUUUUCUAUUACUACUUUAUCAGCUGGAAAAACAAUGCCAAGCUCCAGUUGCCAGCUUGAGCCAUGCAGCAACAUCUUGAAAAUCCUCACGAUUAUUGAGCUGAGUCCGUUCAAGUGUAUACACAUCUUUUUUGUAGACUUGUGGCCAGUUGAUUUGUUUGUGGUAUGUAUGUGUUAGGAUUGGGAUGACAUGAAAGUCUCAUUUACAUCCCUGAUAUGGGCAAAUUAAGCAGCCAUGUUCAGGACCCCUGGUGCGGUUAUACUUUCGAACUUCUGUCCAACCCUUCCUUGACUCUGGCAGUCUGGCUUGUAAAGAUGAUAUUGGUUGAACAGAAAUGCUGAUUUGACUGACGUAGGUUGGAUAUAUAGACAGUUAACCAAGCUCUUUAUGGCAGCAGUCAUUUGUUAUUAA